This is a messenger RNA of Dovyalis caffra, 411 nucleotides long. The record is from the annotation of a GenBank genome assembly. NCBI's taxonomy places the organism in Eukaryota, Viridiplantae, Streptophyta, Magnoliopsida, Malpighiales, Salicaceae.
AUGGCUUUUCUACUGACGAAUUCCUCCAUUUCUUCACACUUCCGAUCUCAAUCUCAGAACACACAGGGCGCACUCUCUAUUUCGCGUCGCGGAUUCCAUGUCGAACCUGGUCCUCGCGAGCAAGCUGCUCUUGGGGCUUGUCUUAAGCUGGAAGAGGCUGGCAUAGCCUUUAAACAUUCUCUUCAUUUCCUUUCACAAUGUAACCUUAAGGCUGAAUUGCUUAAAUUUCUUCUACUAUUGGCUGAAGACCCUGCUCUUAAGCGAUUCAAAUCAUAUAAGAAGAGUGUGUGGAAACUCAAAAGAGUUGGAGAUGCUCUGACACUUGUUGUUGUAGCAGGCUGUUGCUAUGAAAUUUAUGUCAAAGCAGUAAUGCGGGAAGCAGCUCGGAAACAGGCAAAGGAAAGUGCAUAA